Messenger RNA from Fusarium pseudograminearum CS3096, 2436 nucleotides. RefSeq lists its product as uncharacterized. The coding region runs from base 1 to 2436 and encodes 811 amino acids. The transcript has a single exon. Gene Ontology annotation, biological process: proteolysis. Lineage: Eukaryota; Fungi; Ascomycota; Sordariomycetes; Hypocreales; Nectriaceae. Gene Ontology annotation, molecular function: serine-type peptidase activity. The record is from RefSeq and is a predicted model, not a curated record.
AUGGAGAGCCUAGUAGAAGCAUGUAUCAAGUCGACAAACGUCACACCUCGAUGGCUACCAAGCGGAAAUACAUUCUGGUACAAGCAAAGCCAUGAGCCAGACAAACAUCAGUUCUUUUUUGUCGACAUUGUUCAGAAAAGCCGAGAGCUUGCGUUCGACCACAAACUGCUCGCCGAGGUCCUACGACAAAAGACAAACGAGGAUGUCAACGACUUGGCCCUGCCUUUUACUUGGAUUGAGCCUGUACCCGAGGAAUCAUGCAUUCGAUUCCGUUUCGAUAACCGCAAAUGGCAAUUCGGCCCAGACGACAAACUUGAAGAGUGGAAUGGAGACUUUGAAACAGAGCCAGAGGGUUUACUCAAGAAAGAAGUCGCCUCCUCGCAUAGUCACAUCGCUGUCACGGUUGAUUUCGUAAACCGUACUGGAAAGACACUCAAGGUGUACUGGAUCGACUGGGAUGGAAAGCCUGUAUACUACAGGACAAUCAAGAACGGUCAAACGAAGCGUCAAAUUACCUAUACAGGUCACGUGUGGCGACUCGUAGACGUCUCAGAUGAGAAGUUCAGGGCAGUCUUUGAAGCACCUGACGUGGGGAUCCAUGCUGCUAUCAUUGAAGAUCUCAGUGAUUCCAUUCCAGAAGCAUCCCCGUCUAGUGACGAUGGAAAGUCCGAGGCUGAUGAGGACACUGCUGAACUCGAGAAUGGUACCUGUCAUAUCAAAGAGUUCAAUCUUUGGUACAAGGAUGACGAUGGCCAAGACGUUCAACUGUCCAAGGACGGCACUAAAGAGAACCGGUUUGACAAGGGCCGCAUAUAUCUGUCACCAGAUAAGAAAUAUGUAGUUGCGUGGCAGUAUACUCCAGCACAAGACCACAAAAUCAGCCUAGUGGAAUCGUCUCCAAAGGACCAGAUCGAGCCGAAACUCCAUACAAAAAAGUACCUCAAACCAGGCGACCGUGUGAGGAUAGACAGACCUCGCCUUUUUUAUCUCAAGAGCCGAAACGAAGUUCCAACCGACAAUACGCUCUUCAAGAACCCCUACAGCCUGAAUCACCUCAAGUGGAAGGAGGACAGUGCAGAGUAUCUCUUCUACUUCAAUGGACGUGGCCAUCAGAAUGUCAGAGUGAUCGGUAUCGGUGUCGAUGGCAAUGUCAGAGUAAUUGUUGAGGAAACAAGCAACACUUUCGUCGACUAUACAAAGACAUACUACAAAUUCCUCAAGGAGUCAGACGAACUUCUGUGGACGAGUGAGCGAGAUGGGUACAACCACCUCUAUCUCGUUGACAUAGCCACCGGCACUAUCAAAACACAAAUAACAAAGGGAUCUUGGAUGGUCAAUGUCAUAGAGUUUGUGGAUAAAGAUGCGCGUCGAAUAUGGUUCCAAGCUUAUGGACUCAGGGAUAGUGAGGAUCCGUACCAUGGGCAUUUAGCACGAAUCAACUUUGACGGAUCGGAUUUCAAGAUUCUCACAGAGGGAGAUGGAACUCAUUCCUGGACGUUAUCUCCUGACAAGCGAUACUUGACAGACACGUGGUCAAGGGUUGACUCUCCACCUACAACUGUCCUUCGUGACGGCGAAUUGGGAGAGCUGAUAAUGGAGCUUGAGAAGGGUGAUCUAAAAGACUUGGAAAACAAAGGAUGUUCUUUGCCAGAAAGAUUUGUUGUUCCUGGCCGGGAUGGUGAGACUCUCAUCUACGGAAUCAUCGUCCGCCCGGCCGAUUUCGACAGCACUAAGAAGUACCCUGUUCUGGACGAUAUAUACGCCGGACCGCAUGACUUUCAUGUCCCCAAAGCCUUUACGCCUCUAUCGCGUGAACGACUAUGGGCUGAUAAAGGCUACAUCGUGGUAGUGAUCGACGGAAUGGGCACGGACUGGCGCAGCAAAAGCUUCCACAAUGUCUGCUACAAGAAUCUCCACGACUCAGGUCUUCCAGACCAUGUUGCCUGGCUAAAGAGCGCAGCAUCAACUCGACCAUGGAUGGAUUUAUCUCGUGUAGGAAUCAUGGGAGGCUCAGCAGGGGGCCAGAAUGCCGUAGCAGCAAUGCUUCAUCACAGCGACUUCUUCAAAGCAGGCAUAGCAGACUCGGGCUGCCACGAUAACCGUAUGGACAAGAUAUGGUGGAAUGAGCUAUGGAUGGGAUAUCCAGUCGAUGAAGCAUAUGAAAGGUCGUCCAACAUCACACAUGCUUCCAAACUUAAAGGUCCGCUUAUGCUGAUCGUGGGAGACCUUGAUAAAAACGUUGACCCGUCUUCAACGUUUCAGAUGGCCAACGCUUUGAACAAGGCAGGUAAGAACUAUGAGUUUCUGUUUAUUCCUGGGGGUGAGCAUUGUAGUGGCGGUGGAAAGUAUGGACUUGCCCGUCAAGCUGAGUUUUUCAAGCGAAAUUUACAGCAAGAAUCGACAUUCCGAGUAGAUAUGUAUGAUGACUCUACUUAA